AUGAGAAGCUGUAGUCAGGAAAUGACUAGCUUUAGACAGGAAGUUUUAAAAUUGAACUCCACUGUUGCGGAUUUUAACAACCGCUUAAACGCGAUGGAGGAAAAGGUCAAUAAUAUUGUCACGCGCAUAGCUGAAGCGGAAGCCAAAAUUUCGGCCAGUAAAUGCGACGAUAAUGAGGCGGAAAUUGAUAGGCAUCUCAACGAUCGUGACCAAACAUCAUUCUUAAAUGACCUCGAAAUUAAAGGUCUAGACGAACACGCCAAUGAGAAUCCAAUACACCUAAUUACGUUAAUUGCUCAAAAGAAGUUGCCUCAUAAGCAGUUAUUAUCGGGCUUCAAAGAGAGAGGUUCAGAGUUAGGUUAUAAAACACAGCAGCAUUAA
This is a messenger RNA of Parnassius apollo (apollo), 381 nucleotides long. The record is from the annotation of a GenBank genome assembly. NCBI's taxonomy places the organism in Eukaryota, Metazoa, Arthropoda, Insecta, Lepidoptera, Papilionidae.